ACAAGUUUACCCCAUAGCAAAAUCAUGGCUCUUUCUUAUCAUUUUUACAAAUGCUUAAACACAGCAUGUCAAAAAUAAAGAGCUAAUGUUCCAAACUCUAACUAUAUUGUAAAGCCUCUACUUCUGUAAAAACAGCAGCUUAAAAGAGCUGAUAAUAAUUAUUUUAAUUACUGAUAAUUAAGAGAUAGCUGAUUCCAAUCUUAUUGAUUAAUUCCAAGUAAUGGAUUACAUGGAUUUGAACACUUUCUGGACUGGUUUUUGUUCAAAACAAUACAGAACAACAGAAAAACUGAAAAAGAAAGAAGAUGUCGGGACGAGGAAGAGUUGGACGAGGGAGAGGACAAGGUAGACGAGGGAGAGGAGAAGGUGGACGAGGGAGAGGAGAAGCUGGACUAGGGAGAGGAGAAGGUGGACGAGGGAGAGGAGAAGGUGGACGAGGGAGAGGAGAAGCUGGACUAGGGAGAGGGCAAGGUGGACUAGGGAGAGGAGAAGCUGGACCGGGACAAGGUAGAAGAGGUAGGGGUAGAGUAAGAGCUGUAAGAGUAAGAGCUGUUGUUACAGAUGAAAUAAGAGCCACUAUUAUUGACCACGUGAUAAACCAUGGUCUGUCAUUGAGAGAGGCAGGUGAAAGAGUCCAGCCCAAUCUUAGACGGUCAACUGUGGCAUCCAUUAUCCGAAUUUUUCAACAAACCAACAGAACACAACGACUUCCUUGCUCUGGGGGAAGAAGAAAACUGCUCACUGAGGACCAAGAGCAUGCUAUUGUAGGAAUGUGGAAAGCAUCAGCCUGGCUACCAUCACUCGAACUCUGAACAAACACAGAAUUCGAAUGAAACAGCUGUACAAAGUGCCCUUUGAAAGAAACA
Messenger RNA from Puntigrus tetrazona (Sumatra barb), 866 nucleotides. RefSeq names its product protein argonaute 3-like. The record is from RefSeq and is a predicted model, not a curated record. The transcript is spliced from 3 exons. NCBI's taxonomy places the organism in Eukaryota, Metazoa, Chordata, Actinopteri, Cypriniformes, Cyprinidae. Bases 306 to 812 code for a protein of 168 amino acids.